AUGCUCCGACACUCCAUCAGGCUCCCCAUCACGCCCACUCUGCAGCCACGACCAGCCUGGCCAUCACCCAACGCUGUCGCGUCAUCGUCCCGCCGCCCUCUAUCCACUCGCGCUCCCCCAACACCACCUCCACAGCACUACAGCUACACCCUUCUGCUCAAGGGCAAGUUGAAAUAUGACGCGCAAUGGAUACAGCCCCGACUGCAUCAACAAGCCUCGGUUGGGACCCCGCCCUUGCACUUUGGGCGCAGCUGGGUAGCUUUCGGGACGAGUCGACCAAGUACACAUCUGCUUCUUGGGGCUAGAUCGUAUGGCGUCGGGGCUCUGAUUCGGAAUGUACCGCAGUUGGGGACGAUACGCGGUUUCCAUGCAACGUCGCGCCGUCAAGCCCUCCCUCUCGUGCCGGCCCUCGGCGCUCUUCUCAAGGGAACCACGUUGCUCACACUUGCGACAGGCCUGUCGAGAGUGCUCCUCUCGUUUUUACCCAUUGGAACGCUUGCCAUGUUCCGGUUCCGCAGGCCCGUCGACUGGCUAGCCAAGGACAAGCGGAUCCCAAAGGCGUCGCCCGACGCCGAGGAGUUUUGGAAGAUGUGGUGUGAGGGGGAGAAAGGCAUUUCCCUUACACAGGCCGACGCGAUCUCACUGGUCGAGGCGCCCGAGACCCCGAAUGGCGAUCUCAUCUCACCCGACGGCCGUAUUGCGUACGUGCUCCCAAUGCGAGCGACAACUCGCGAAAGAUGGCGCGACAAGCAGCCGAUCAAGCCUGAGGACGUUGACGAGAAUACCCGUGCCCACGCCAAAUGGGUCAAGCGCAUGGCGGCCAGCCUGCGCCGUGGGUACUUCUUCCUACCACCCCUUCCGUCAGUCAGCGUACGGUUCUACAACGAGCUCUCGACCAAGGAGCAGCACGAGGUCGACGCACUGCGGCAAUACUGGACGAGUCUGCGAAUGUUCAAGGACCGACUGUACAUGACGCGGUGGAUCGUCACUCUGCUCUUCUUCAUGCCUGUGCUCCUGCUCCUUGGUGUUUGGGCGACGGCGCUGGAGCGGGUGCCUGUCACAGGGCGGUGGCGGCUAAUUCUGCUCACGACCGAGGAGGAGGAGGCCGUCGCCGCAAGUCUCGAGGGCGCAAAUUGGUACAAGAGCGUCAUCAACCUGCUCUCAACGCCCGAGAAAUCUGCCCCGCCCAUUGUGCCGUUGAAUGACUGGCGAUGGCAGUGGGUGCAGAGCACGCUUCGACGCCUCGAGGCUGGCGUGCUUGCCGCCGUCGAGCGCGUUGACGGUGGCGAGUUGGGCAGGCCCAUCGACGCCGAUGAAGACAGCAUUUGGCCUCCACCAUCCAAGUACCCGCUGCGGCCUCGGCUUCGCGCCUCUGCGCGCCUCCACGCAAGGCUACCAGGCAGCACCAAGGACGCGAGGUCAGAGAACAUGGAGGUCGGGCCGCCGUACAAUGUCAUGCUCAUGGACGCGCCGGACUGCAACGCGUUCUCGUACGGGUUCGGUGGCAAGAGUGCGGGUGGCAUAGUCAUCUUCACAGGCCUGCUGGACGAGAUCCUUGCACACAACACAGCAUCUGAGUUUGAGGCACCGCCACCCAAACCCAGAGGGUUCCUCGACGGUUUAUUCUCGACCGCACCGCCGCUGCAAACUCACGCUCCGCCAACAGAGGAGCAGACACUUCAUCUGGCCAUGGUGCUCGCCCAUGAGAUGGGUCACCUCCUACUCUCGCACCACCUCGAGACUCUGUCGCACCAGCAGGUGUUGUGGCCGUCCAUUCUGGGGUUGCAGGUCGACAUCAUCCGCGCGAUCAUCUGGCCGUUCACGAUCUUCUUGGGUCCCGCUGUCAACGAUGCCUUGGCGAGCCUUGGGCGUACGACGGCCGAGGAGAUGAAGGAGCACUUCGGGCACGUCGGCUUUGAGCGGCGACACGAGUAUGAGGCGGACCUUGUCGGCAUGAGGGUGCUCGCUCAUGCGUACUUUGACCCGCGGAAGGCAGUGAAGAACUUUGCGGGCAGCAUCGCCUCGCUCGAGGAGAUCGGGAAUGGGGAGGGUUCGCUUCUCGACAUGAUCAAGCUGUGGAGCUGGUCAAGCCACCCGUCGACGACGGAGAGGACGGAGGCGAUGCGUACCGAGUUGAGCCGCUGGGCUGCUUACGAUGACAAGGAGCGGGAAUAG
Molecule: messenger RNA, 2175 nt
Organism: Cutaneotrichosporon cavernicola
Lineage: Eukaryota; Fungi; Basidiomycota; Tremellomycetes; Trichosporonales; Trichosporonaceae
Exons: 3
Coding region: 1-2175 (724 amino acids)
Biological process (GO): mitochondrial protein processing; protein quality control for misfolded or incompletely synthesized proteins
Cellular component (GO): mitochondrial inner membrane
Molecular function (GO): metalloendopeptidase activity
Source: RefSeq, a predicted model, not a curated record